CGCGGGAGAGACGCCGAGAACCGGAGGACGAGACGAAACUGGAAGAAGAGAAGCUGCGCGAACCAACCCCGAGGGAAAAAAGAGGAGCGGGAACUGGAGAGAGGGAGAGAGAGCUCGAAACGAGAGCGGACGAAAGGGAGCCGAAAGAUGGAUACGUUGACCGGGUAUUCGGGUAUUUAGUUAUUUAUGAUAAUAAAAUUUGUAGUAAAUUAUAACGCUAACAAAUACAUUUCCUUUUUUUAUAUUACAAGCGAAUAUUUUUAUCACAGAGACACGCCGGAAGUUUUCCGAGCUCUCGUUUUCGCGCCUCGUAAAUAUAACACGACGAAAGAAAAGAAAUAGUAGAAAGACGAAGAAAGACGUCUAUACGACGACUCUUUCAUCGCGCGAUAGUAACCAAGGUUUCUUUGGUCGAAGCGCGUUAUUUUUGUAUCGCGAAACCUGAUCUUGCACCUCGGAAAAGGAGUGGAGAGGGUGUCGUGACGAUAUCGAAGGAGGAUCUUUCAUAGCGCGGUAUCGUUCAAAAGGAUCAUCGCAAUCACGAACAAUUGCCGGCUUCCUUGCGCCGUUGUGUUUCCCGGAUGGCACACGAAGCGGUAACGAAAAUCACGUGGAAAAUCGCAAUUUCCGCGGUAAAAAAAAUAAAAUAAAAAAAAAAUGGAGGAAUACAGACAUCAAUCCGCAUGGAUGUCGACUACGCUCCCGACGUUAUCGUUGCAGCGAUCGACGUAAUGGCACCGCUUAAUAAUUGAUUCGCGCGCAGGGAGAAUGGACGUUGAAAUAAUUUAUUAUAAAGCAUCGGUUUGGCUAGGUUUGCCUAGGCAGAGUGCGUGCACGCAUGCCUCGGAGCCAGGUAUCGCGAGGAGAUCCCAGGAUACAACGGAAGCGGGAACACGGUCGCCAGGGGAAAUCCCGUGCGACCGCACCGAAAAUCACCGUCUCCAGGCUCGGGUUCGCAGCGCAGGGGUCGUUAUCCGAUAGGGUGCGCGAAAAAGGAGGAAUGCUCUCAAGAGGGGGUUCGCGGGAUAAGGAGAGCGUAAGGGAGACGCUCGACGAGGGAAAAAGAGGAAAUGCGAAGAGGGAGGUGUCGAUACCGGGCGUGACCAUCGGUCUACCGCCUACCGCAACCCGAUACGCGGUGCAAGCCGACGGCGUUGGCGUCGUAGGCCUCCGCCCACGGAACGCGAUUCCGCCUGCCUGCUCGUCCUGUCCGCCAGCGAACGCUCCAACGCUCGAACCCUCUUCCGAAGCGUGAGCGAGUAGAGGGGAUUGCGAACCGCGAGCGAGCCUUCCAAGCGUCAGAUCGCAAGGGGACGCGAGUGUGCGCGCGUCAACUCCGUCUUCCGCCGUUUCAUCGCUCUUAUCUAUCGGUCAGUUUUCGCUCAGUUUCGCCAGGAUCGGUAACCGUUGGUUUUUUUCGCUCGCGUUCGCAGUCUUCGAGCGACGGUUUCGCGGGACGCGAUGUCGAGCAGAGUCCGAGAGAACAAAUCGUCGCGCGCGUAAUUCUCGUAUCGAUAAUCGCUCGUUCGCGUCUCGUUCGAGCAUCUCGCGAGUCGCGACACACCCGUUCGUCCUCGUGUUCUGUUCCUUCUCUGUUGUCUCACCCUCCCCCCUUUCCCAGCCAAGAAGUGUCUUCUCUAGAUCCUUCUCCCCACUCCUACCCAUCCUUCCUUCCUUCCUUCCUUCCUUCCUUCCUUCCUUCCUUCCUCCUGGAAGUGUCAGUCCCUUUCGGUAUCGCGGUGUGCGCACACGAUUCGAUUACGUACGAUUACAACCGCGUACGCGUCGUUCGAUGCUAAACUUUCCAUCUUUUUUUCUUCUGUGCUAUUGUGUUUCUCCCGCGAUCGGCGGCGUUCGAACGUUCGCGGCAGAGGAAGCUUGCACGCAUGUCAGCCACCGAGCGCGCCGCGUGUGCUUCUUUCACCUUGGUGUGACAGCUCCGAAACGUUAAACAGGAAGAGUAUACGUCGCCGACGGUGACAACCAACAGGAGCUUUGUGAAGACCGUGGCUGACCGCUGAAAACGACUGCUCGUUUCGCGGGAGAGAGACGUAUCCGGAAGCAUGGACAACUCGGUAAAAAGUGCUUGCUCGCGGUGCCGAUGAUACGUGGUUUGAAUCGCGUUGUCUUUACCGGAAAGACGACCACUUACCGACCGAGUCGAUAUUAAUCCUUCUUUCGUGGCACGUGUGAUUUUCGCGACUUCGAUAUCGGCCAGUGCGUUGCAAAAAACGUAAGGUCGUCCGGUCGUGGUUUCGUUCUUUCGGUUCUCGGCCCUCGGUCUCGUCGGUCGCGUUCCUUCUCGACGGCUAGAUUUCGUUUUUUCAACACGAUCGAAGCCUAGAGCAAGAACAUUCGGACGCUGACGAACUUCGACAUCGUGCCGCCAGUUCUUCCCGAUAAAGAGAAUUACGCGUUUUGUCAGCGUGCUCGGCUGUGGGGGUGUAUCUCGUGUCGUGGCGACCGCAUUCGCGGAUAAAGCAGCCAAAAUUCGGGUGAAGAACAGAGAACCGUUACCAUCCUACGCGAUGGAAAUGAGCGACGAGUACCAGGACAUGGGAAAUCCCGGCGGAGGGGUGGCGAUGGCGAACAUGCCCAUUGCCCACCAUCGGCAUACGCCGGACAGCCCAAUGUCGCAUCAGGAGGAGGAUUUGUCGGAUCCAGACCUGCAGGAUGAAGAGAGUGGAGAGGAAUUACCUCAGCAGCCACUUCAGGGCAACACACACUCUUCGUCGGACAAUGCAUCCGUGCCGGCUGGUACACCUACUCCAUUAACGCACUUGAACAGUCUGAUGAGCACGCACCAUCCGCACUUUCUGGCGAAGCUUAAAAUGGAGCAAAGCGACGUAGACACGUUGAACAACAAGAGCGGCCUGGAAGCGCUACAAGCGGCAAUGGGAGGCAGUGGAUUUAACCUGCCGUUCUCGUUUCCACCGCCAGCUGCGUUUCUAACGCCACAGCAUCACACGCAGAACAGUCAUUCUCAGUCAGGCAUCGGCGGUGGUAUAGGAAAUCAGAUGACAUCGUCGGCUAGCUCGCAUUCCAGCGAAUCGUCGCAAGGCAGCGCGCGAAACGGCGGCGAACCUCGGGAGGGUAGCAAUCAUUCGCAGAACAACUCGACAGGAACGAAUCACCAGCAGCAGACCAGCUGGAGCUUCGAAGAGCAGUUCAAACAGGUGCGUCAGUUGUACGAGAUCAACGACGAUCCGAAAAGAAAGGAGUUCCUGGACGACCUUUUCAGUUACAUGCAAAAACGAGGGACUCCGAUCAAUCGGUUACCGAUUAUGGCGAAGUCGGUCCUGGACCUGUACGAGUUGUACAACUUGGUGAUCGCCCGAGGCGGGCUCGUCGACGUAAUCAACAAGAAGCUCUGGCAGGAAAUCAUCAAAGGCCUCCACCUGCCAUCGAGCAUCACUUCCGCUGCGUUCACUCUGCGCACCCAGUAUAUGAAAUACCUGUAUCCGUACGAGUGCGAGAAGAGACGAUUGUCGACGCCAGCGGAGUUGCAGGCAGCGAUCGACGGAAAUCGUCGAGAGGGUCGACGAAGCAGCUACGGAGCUUACGCGGGUGGCGGGAGCGGAGGGCCUGACAGCUUGGUGCAGAGGAACCCGCACACCCCCAGCUCCCUUGCAUUACACGCGCAAAUGUCUCCGUUGUCAUUGGUGACAGCGGUGGCAGCCGGUGGUCAACAUCACGGACCUCAGUCUCUGGUGAACGGAAGCGCCGCCCACACGCCCCUGCCUCACCAUCCGCAUCACCCGCAGCAUCCUCAAGGACCACUGGGACAGCCUCCGAAUGCCGGACCUAUUCCCGGAAUGGCGCCGUCCGAAUUCGAGGCACGUAUGGUCGAAUACGUCAAGUUGCUGAACAAGGAACUGAGGAGUGCUGGUGCGGGCACACCACCGCCGAUCAUUCAUCGGCAAGGAAGCGCUUCUCCGCCGUCGUCGACGCCACCGAGAGACGCUGGAGCUUUCAGUGCCCUCGAGAUGUCUCGACUCACCCUGUGGAAUAUGUACAACAACAAUACCCUCUACCCAGGCGUUGGUCACCAACCGCCUUUAUCGCCUCAGGCCUCGCACUCGCCCGUACCUCCUGCGUCUAGCCCGGAACCUCAAAGGGAAGCCCUCGACCUUGGACUCAGGUCAUCACCCGUAUCAUCGCCGCCGGCGAGACAGAGUUCGCCCUCUUCGGGUGGUAGCAUGCAAGUGAAGAGGGAUCCGGAACUAAUCAGCACCCCAGGACCUCCGCCAGCGAAGAGGUUACUCUCGGACGACGACAGCCCGAUUGAAAAGAAUACUCCAACCUCCAUAGGCACGCACAUUAAAAUUUCCAAUCGAGGUGAUGGGAGGAAUGGCGACAAUUCCUUGGUAGUCAGUAUGGAGCUGAAUGGAGUGAUGUAUCAAGGUGUUCUUUUCGCUCAGAGUGACAGCAGGAUCGCGACCAGUACGGCAACCAACAACAACAACAGCACGAAAUCGUCGCGGAGCAUUGUCUCGUGAACAUCACCAUACACGCUCACACACGAACACACAUGCACCCUCAUACACAGACACACAUACACACAGCCUGGCUGCAAUGAGUUUCGAUACUUAAUUAGCGAUCGUAGCAUUCAUCAGCAGUGAUAAUAACCCCAUCACGGGCGGUCGAAGCAGUCUGCCAUACGUUCAGGCACUGAUCGAACGAUGUUCCCAAUUGUACAAAUUUCUUAACGCUAUUUCUUUCGAAAAAUCGCCGAGAUAUUCGGUGUGGAAGAUGAUUGGUUUUCAUUUAAUUUGCGCGUCUCAUUCGCAGGACGUUCAGGGGAUCUUUCCUGUACUCUAUCACGAAUCGAUCUGCUCUCAAUGUUUUACAAAUUUCGGAAUUUUCGGGUUCACGAGCAUCCUUCCGAAUUCGUAUUGUGAUAAUAGUUGGGCGUCCAGCCGGUCAUCGAUGCUUGCCCGAGUUCUUAUUCGUCUUUUCGCUUAUCUCAUUGUACACGAUAAUUACGUGUGCUUUUUAUUUUCAGUCAAUUUUCUUGACGACGACGACGACGACGACGAUGCUAGACGAACGAUGAAUCGGACGUUCUCACCGAUUUCUCGUCCAUUCGAUCAGGUUUUCGCAUUUUCGUUAUUUCGUUCAACUACUAGGUUGGCGCAAAAAUGACCUUGUUUUUUUAUCUGUUAACUUUGCAACAUCAUCACACCGACCCAAUAUACUUAACAUCUACAUACGCAUACCAGAUCAGGGAAAUGUAUACACGCGAAAUCGAUCAGUGGUAGGCUGCUCCAGCUUCGACGACGAUUUAAUUGUUAUAUCGUGUGAAUAGUAAUGUACGUAUGAUUUGUGUGCAAUGAAAAAAAUAUGUAUUUUCUUUUAAAUUUUAUUUCUCAAUGCCUUGCAUUCCUUUCGUUCAAGGAAUUCAUGGGAGCGUCGCUCGCCAAUGAUCUCGUAUAUGUCUUUCGUCUUACUCGAUUGAACGUUACACGUUAGAAAACUAAAAUAGAGAAAAUGUAAUGAGAAAAGUAAUGUUGAAUGGACGACGCGGCCACAACUGAAAGCCACUCUUCGAAAGUAUCUUGAUCGAAAGCACUCGACCAAAUUGGAGUGACGCUCUGCGAAACGAACUUCCGAGCUGUAUCGAGUUUGUCCUCUUUUAUGUUUUACCCCUCUAUCAUCGAAUCAAAACAUCUUAACUUAUUUAUUGCUGCCGAUUAAAAAGCUAGGGCCUCGUUAGAUUCUAGAAAUCGGCUCCUUCCGAUAUUUUAUAGCAUUUUAAAUCAAUAUGUGUACAAUUGUUUUUACCGCGAUUAUUAAUUAUCAUGUAACUGUGAAUGCUAGAGCAAGGAUGAGAGAGCAAAUGUAUGCAUGCGUGUAUAUAUAAUUAUAUACACACAUACGCGCACGCACGUAUAUACAUAGAGAGAAAGAGAGAGAUUGCCCAUCUUAUCGUUCGCUAAGUGUAUAUAAUCAUUCGAACUUUCUUUUUUUUUUUUUCGUUUUUUUCUCACUUGCAAGGGACAGAACUCAGUGCGACUAUAUACGAGAGCAUAAGCUGUUACUAUUCUUUUUAUUAUUAUUACUGUUAGAUUUAGAGAAAAAGGAAAAUUUGUGUAUCAUGAUUUUUAUUCUUCUACGCAGAACUAAUUCUUAUUUUCGUCUACCGUCUCUUUCGUCGCAGAUCUUAUUCGGUGGAACGAAAA
This is a messenger RNA of Hylaeus volcanicus, 6182 nucleotides long. It is a transcript of the gene retn, whose product is annotated as protein dead ringer homolog. The transcript is spliced from 9 exons. Gene Ontology annotation, cellular component: nucleus. Gene Ontology annotation, biological process: regulation of transcription by RNA polymerase II. NCBI's taxonomy places the organism in Eukaryota, Metazoa, Arthropoda, Insecta, Hymenoptera, Colletidae. The record is from RefSeq and is a predicted model, not a curated record. The coding region runs from base 2529 to 4499 and encodes 656 amino acids. Gene Ontology annotation, molecular function: DNA binding.